CCGGCCGCCUAUAAACACGGAAACCCACACUGGCAAGGUAGCAGCACACAGAGAAAUGGAGCAGUCAACCGGCCAAGGAGCGCAGCCAGCCGUGGAGGUGACGCUCCGCCGGUUCACGCUCGCCGACGUGGACGCCAUGAUGGCGUGGGCGUCGGACCCGCUGGCGGCCGCCCCGUGCCGCUGGGAGCCCUACACCUCCACGGAGCUCCUGCUCGCCUACCUCCGCGACGCCGUGCUCCCGCACCCCUGGUUCCGCGCCAUCUGCCUCGCCGGCGACGACCGCCCCGUCGGCGCCAUCUCCGUGUCGCCCACGGAGGACGGCUGCCGCGCGGAGCUCGGGUACGUGCUGGCGCGCGCGCACUGGGGCAAGGGCGUGGCCACGGCGGCCGUGCGGCGGGCGUUGGCCCAGGUGUUCGGCGAGGUGGAGGGGCUGCUUCGCGUGGAGGCGCUGGUGGACGUGCCCAACGCGGCGUCGCAGCGGGUGCUGCAGAAGGCCGGGUUCACAAGGGAGGCCGUGCUGCGGCGGUACUGCGUGCUCAAGGGCAAGGUCAAGGACAUGGUCAUCCACAGCUUCAUCUCUACCGACGCGGUGCUGCUCGACUGACCGAUGCCUAUGGAUGCCAAAGAGAAAUUUGGUGGCAACUUGUGAUGUAUUACCUCGGUUUUAAAAUAUAAAUCUUUUUAAAAAGCUAAAUUUGCUUUUUUAAAAGCUUAUAGCAGAGCAUAGCUCAUGGUUAGUUGUAAGAGUUUUAAUUUUGCGUCUUUGUUCAGGUCCACUGUUUUUUCUAGUUGUUUCAUUCUUGUGGGUAUGAACUAAAAGUCAAUGAUUCCAUUGGAGUGGAAAUUGUAAAUUCA
Molecule: messenger RNA, 855 nt
Organism: Lolium perenne
Lineage: Eukaryota; Viridiplantae; Streptophyta; Magnoliopsida; Poales; Poaceae
Molecular function (GO): acyltransferase activity, transferring groups other than amino-acyl groups
Source: RefSeq, a predicted model, not a curated record